AUUACCUUCAACCCCGCUCUUUGUAAAGUUUCUCCGGUUCCGUCCUCCCCUAACUGCAAAGACACCUUCCCUGUGCCGCCCGUUAUCGCUCACAGACGUCACGCAAGCGUUCGGGACCUUUUGGUACACUCCACGCUACAAAACAACACACCUCACACGCAACAACCCGCCGGAGUUUAUAAAUGCAACCAUCCGCGCUGUCUCACCUGUCCUGUUCUCCAGCAAGGACAAACAAAUUACAUUUUCACCGCAACUAGUGAACAAAGAAAAAUCAUUGACCACUUAUCCUGCAAAUCCAAAAAUCUUAUCUACUUAAUUCAAUGCAACAAAUGUAAAUGCCAGUACAUCGGAGAGACUAAACGCCAACUAAAUGAACGAUUUGGAGAACACCACCGAUCCAUGUUGAACCUCCAACAACUCAGUGAUCCCACUCCUGUCUCCUUACGUUUUAAUCAAGCUGGACAUUCAAUC
Porites lobata is the source of this 471-nucleotide messenger RNA. The record is from the annotation of a GenBank genome assembly. NCBI's taxonomy places the organism in Eukaryota, Metazoa, Cnidaria, Anthozoa, Scleractinia, Poritidae.